Fukomys damarensis (Damara mole-rat) is the source of this 7768-nucleotide messenger RNA. It is a transcript of the gene Hoxd3, whose product is annotated as homeobox D3. The coding region runs from base 4289 to 5587 and encodes 432 amino acids. Gene Ontology annotation, biological process: regulation of transcription by RNA polymerase II. The transcript is spliced from 5 exons. The record is from RefSeq and is a predicted model, not a curated record. Lineage: Eukaryota; Metazoa; Chordata; Mammalia; Rodentia; Bathyergidae. Gene Ontology annotation, cellular component: nucleus. Gene Ontology annotation, molecular function: DNA-binding transcription factor activity, RNA polymerase II-specific; RNA polymerase II cis-regulatory region sequence-specific DNA binding.
AUUUUGGCGACUUUUAUUUCAUCAGAUUUAAAUCCUUAAUGAACUUAGCUGUCAGGGUCGCUGACAAAUAGUUCCCCUUUGCUUCCCGAUUUGGAACCGCGCGCCAGCGAGAAGUUGUUAGUGGCUUGGAUGGUGACCUUUGGUUCAGCAAAGCUUUGCACUUAUGAAAAAUUACUGAGCGCCCGAGUGUGAGAGAGAGAAAGAGAGGGAGGGCGUGUGCGUGAGGAUGAGAGGGUGUGCGAGGGGCUCGGGUGCGAGGGGUGAGGGGCUCGGUGCAAGCAGCCUGCUCCUAGACAACAGGAGUUGUGAAAAACCGGCCCGGCUGGGGACACGCCUGGCGCACGCGGGCCGAGGUUGCCCGGUCGCCUGUGUCUACCGGGAACAAUGGUCGCUGUCAGGGCAUCUGCCGCCUAUUCUUACACCGGCGAGAAAAGGCCCUGGCCCUCUUUUCAAACGAGGGUCGUAAAUUUUUCCUUGCGUCAUAAUAGAAGGCUAUAAAAUCGAGUUGAAAUUUUACCCCAGGCAGGUUUUAACCAACAGAUAAUGAUUUCCGAGUUGCUUCUCUCAUUCUCCUCCCUCCCCUCCCAAGCUCUGCUGCUUCUGUAAUCUCAGCCAAGAGUUUCUACUUCUUUCCAUUUUAUUUUUGGAUUUUUAUUCCAUUUUUAUUUUUUGAAGAUCUAAAAAUAAAAGCAAAAGCAAGGUGGUCCGUGGGCGCAGGGAGCCUCGGGGAGAGGGGUCUGGUGGGGAGGCCCGGCAACUGCGGCUUCAUCGCUCCACUUCAGCCCCUUUUACCUGCGCUUCUAGACUCAGCGGUGUCCAGAAAGCUACUCUGCUGCUUCCCCAUCCACACCCUGGCUGGACAGGGACCUGGGCCUUGGGGUAGCAGUAGAUCCUCUUUCCCCAGCUCACGCAGGUCCUACCCAGGUGCCCAGGAGGACCUAGAGUGUCUUUUUAUUUGCCUCUUUCCCUCUGUCUCUGUGAGUGGCCUCCAUUAGCUUUGCGGAUGAUACCGCCGACCUCGAGCUGUCUGGCUGCGAAGGUAGUUUUGGGAUUGUGUAUUUUCAUUUCUUUUUAGGUGUGUGUAUAUUUCCUCGUCGGGACAGAAACAAAGUUUCCUCCGUUAUGAAUUAUACAUUCAAACAAUAACACAUUAAUUCAAUUAUUCAAAGAUGACAAAUGUUUAUGUGCUUAGCAAGUGACUCCGGUGCAGAUUCCAGGCGCUUUCUCUGAGCUGCUUGCAUUUUUCUCAAUGAGAAUGGGCUCUCCUCCCACCGCUAUGCACUUAUACCCACCCAGACAUCCCCUAGUAGGCCAAGAGAGGAACCCACAAAAAGCUUCCGCAGCCCCACUGGCAACCCGGUAGCCAACAGCAGCGGCCCGAGGCCUGGGCUUGGCAGCCACUGGCCGGGGCUAUUUUAUCAGAGUGACAAUUGCCCGGGUUGUUGUGAUAAAUCAUCGUAAGUAAUUCCUGAAAGGGUGUGAGGCUGUUGGGGGCCAGGCAAGGACUGUAAAUCUUUCCGGUUUAUUGCUCUAUGAACAUAUGCUCCGAUUGAAGAAGGCUUAGAUCCUUUCCUGGAGACAAAUUCCCGAAAAGCAGCCCCCCGCUCUUCGACUUGGGAUUAACACUUGCCUCAGGCCACAGGCUGGGCCACAGGCAGGAGGUUUGGGGGAGGGGUCUUGGGAUGAGGGUGCCGUGGGGGCACCCAUGGUCCAGCUCUGAGAGACAUCAGUGGGCCUCUGUCCUGGUCUGGACAAAUGAACAAAAGAAGGAGCUCGGCUCGGCGGCGACAGCUCUGGGGACUCAAGCCUUCUUCGAGGAGCCCUCCAGAACCUCCCCACACCUCUGGAGUGGGGAGGAUUUGGAGGACUUCAUUUCCUUUCGGUGCUCACGUUUUGGGUAGUACCUUGCAAACAGUGAUACGGCAUCAGCUCCCUCCACUCUUGUGCGGGUGCUGUUGAGAAGUGGAGCUGGUGUGCAGAGCCUCCCUAGUGUGGGUUUCUGGGGUGUGGGCCAGGCUGGUGGAGGUUCGUGGGACCUCACACUACAAGCCAGGAGAUGGGGACUGGCCUCUGGCCCAGGUGUACUUCAUUCUUCCCAUAUGCAGAAUUGGUACCGUGAAUUCCACCCAACCAUUUGCACAGUGUUGCGAUCCUGUCCUGAUUUAAGAUUUCUCAAAUAGAAGUUUCCUUGUUGCCCCAGGUAAGCCUGGCCAGGACUGGUUCCACAUGCCCCCUCGCUUUCCUAGAGGCACCGCAGGAAGCGGGAAACUGUGCCCUGACUGUCGCUGGGCCUGUGAGAUCCAUUGGCACCACACAGAUCUGGAGAUAUUUAGGUUGCCAAGGCAGCAGCUCAGUGCCUAGGAGGCUCCAGGCCAGGACCCACCCCGGUGGGAUAUGCAAGGGCUUGGAAAGGGUCCUGGCCAGCUGCUAGGCUCCUUUUCUGGCUAAGAAAUGGAGGUUUGCCUGCAGAGCCUUAGGACCGAGCCAAGGCCCCAAGGAAUAGUGGGGUGACUGGCUAAGACGGUGCAGGCAGCUCCUAUCUUCAGCCAGAGCCUGCCUGGUGCUAUAGUUUAACUGUCUCACUGGGGACGGAGAGCUGGGGCAUCCUCCCUGGCAAAGGAGAAGGUGCCUCACUGCGGUGCAUGCUGUGCCGUGGUGAUGCGAUGCGGAGCACCAGGUUCUCCAGGGAUCUAGGGGAACCCUGUAUUGCUGCCUUUUCACAGCCUUUCGCAGAGAUGCCAGUAUGAGGCAGCCUCUAAAAUUUCCAACCCCCUGACCAGUGUGGCGGAAGGCUGGCCAGGGUCAGAGGUCGUUGCGGGGACUCUUCAAGCCCUCAUCCCACUUCCUACGGCCAGGCUGCGGCUGGGUAGGUCCCAGGCUGCGGGAUAGAGGCUUUCCUUCGUUCCCACACCCACCCGUGGCUGUCCCUAGGAGGAUGCCCAGGUCCCACGCCUCCCACGCCCCUCCUCCCAGCCCCCAGGCCUGGCUGGGCUCCGGGGCUGGAUGGCGUGAAAGUUUCAGCCUCAAUCAGUACAAUCUUCCCUCGGGGUCACGUGAACAAAUAUGCUCGCAUUUGAAGGCAGCGUCUGUAUUUCCCGACUAAGAGGGGGUUUCCAGGGCUCUCUCCAAAUCCAGAAACGACCACGUUCCGAAAGAAAAACAAACCCCGAGCUCUGGGGGGCCUGGGAGGGUUGGGCAGGAACCCAGGAGUGGGUGGGGGCGCGAGUGGCCGCCACUGUGGGCCUGGGAGUGGACCGGCGGGCGGGCGGACCGACCUGCGCGCAGCACAGGCGAAGCCAGCUCGGGGACUACGAACUCAUACCUCCUGCGUUUAUUGGUAGUUGAACCUCAGCCUGGUUCCGUUCUACCGGGAAUUCCGUGUGCUCGGGUAUAUGGCCGCGUCUGCGAGCGCGCAAGACCAGGGUUGGGACGGUGUUGUCUGCAGACAAAGGGGGAAGGCUAGCUCUGCCCCCCACCGGCGCCCACUCCGAGGCCGAGGACACCAGGUUUAUGAUAAAUUGGGAUCCAGAUCCGCCUCCACAGAGUAAUCAAAAGAGACCGAAGAGCCUACAAAAAGAAUUAGAGACAAUAUUCAAGAAAACACACAUACAAAAAUUGUGUUUUCUACAUCGUAGAUUUCACAGUGCUGACCCACAGAACUAACUGGGCGGAUUUUUACCCUGUCUUCAAAAAGUGGCUAUCUGGGUCUCCAGGAAAGAUGCUGUGAUUGUGAAAUCAGGUGGGGGAGAAACUUUCAUUUUGGGAGCUCUGGCGGUUCUGAGUGUUAUACUACUUCCUCUGGCCAGUUAAAAUACUGGAAUUAUGGGCUAGGGCUAUAUCUCAGUGAUAAGAGUAUCUGUUUAGCAUGCACAAGGUCUUGAGUUCUAUUUCCAGUGCCAAACAAACAAAAACACUGGGAUUACCCAAAGAUUAAUCCAGUAAUUAAUUUAUUUAGCAAGCAUUUAUUGCAUUUGCUACAUGCAGGGCAUUGUAAUGGAUGUUGGGAAUAUACAGAUGAAUAAGACAGUCCUUGCCUGUAAUAACAUCCCAAUUUAGGGGAAGAAUGAGCCAGGAAAAUGUAUGAGGCCAUAAGUGCUUUUUCCUGCAGGUUCAAAAGCUAAAUUGACAACUUUGGAGAAAGAAAAUUGAUGGGGGUGGGUAGGAGAAAGCCCCUUCCAUAUGGUAGAGUUGAGCUACAGAGAAGGUCACCUGGAGCCUGGGGGCUGGCCCAGCUCUCUCAGGAUUUCGCAGACACUGGAAGUGGUGGUGAAGGACACAGUGGUAGUCAAUGUUAUUUGAGCAGGGUCAGCAGGCCCUGGAACUUCCUGAGUGCACAAUGCAGAAGGCUGCAUACUAUGAAAACCCAGGACUCUUCGGAGGCUAUAGCUACAGCAAAGCCACUGACACUUAUGGCUAUGGUACCCCUCAUCAGCCCUACCCACCCCCUGCUACCGCCAACUCCCUGGACACUGAUUACCCAGGUUCUGCCUGCUCCAUCCAGAGCUCUGCACCUCUGCGAGCCCCAGCCCACAAGGGGGCUGAACUCAAUGGCAGUUGCAUGAGACCUGGCACUGGGAACGGCCAGGGUGGGGGUGGUGGCAGCCAGCCUCCUGGUCUGAACUCAGAGCAGCAGCCACCACAACCCCCUCCUCCACCACCCACCCUGCCCCCAUCCUCACCCACCAAUCCUGGAGGUGGAGUGCCCGCCAAGAAGGCCAAGGGUGGGCCCAAUGCAUCCAACUCCUCAGCUACCAUCAGCAAGCAGAUCUUCCCCUGGAUGAAAGAGUCCCGACAGAACUCCAAGCAGAAGAACAGCUGUGCCACUGCAGGAGAGAGCUGCGAGGACAAGAGCCCGCCAGGCCCGGCGUCCAAACGGGUGCGCACGGCAUACACCAGUGCGCAGCUGGUGGAGUUGGAAAAGGAAUUCCACUUCAACCGCUACUUGUGCCGGCCGCGCCGCGUGGAGAUGGCCAACCUGCUGAAUCUCACGGAGCGCCAGAUCAAGAUCUGGUUCCAGAACAGGCGCAUGAAGUACAAGAAGGACCAGAAGGCCAAGGGCAUCCUGCACUCGCCAGCCGGCCAAUCCCCUGAGCGCAGCCCGCCGCUCGGCGGCGCCGCUGGCCACGUGGCCUACUCUGGGCAGCUGCCCCCCGUGCCAGGCCUGGCCUACGACGCACCCUCGCCGCCGGCUUUCACCAAAUCGCAGCCCAAUAUGUACGGCCUGGCCGCCUACACGGCGCCGCUCAGCAGCUGCCUGCCACAGCAGAAGCGCUACGCGGCGCCCGAGUUCGAGCCCCACCCCAUGGCGAGCAAUGGAGGCGGCUUCGCCAGCGCCAACCUGCAGGGCAGCCCGGUGUACGUGGGUGGCAACUUCGUCGACUCCAUGGCGCCAGCUUCCGGGCCCGUCUUCAACCUGGGCCACCUCUCGCACCCAUCUUCGGCCAGCGUGGACUACAGUUGUGCUGCGCAAAUUCCUGGCAACCACCACCACGGACCAUGCGACCCUCAUCCCACCUACACAGAUCUUUCGGCCCACCACUCGUCUCAGGGACGCCUGCCCGAGGCCCCCAAACUGACACACCUGUAGCGGUCGCCGCAGGCCGAACUUGCGGCGGCGUAAAUACCUCUUUUGCUUUGGUGGUGGGGGUGGCGGGCAGGGCCCGCGGGGCAGCUCGGGGACCUCCUCCCUGGCUCUGGUCUGGCCCGAUUCCUAGGUCUCCUCCAGCGGCAGAGGCAGAGGCUAUGGAGCCUCCCCUCCUUGCGCGUCCUCCUACGGGUGACUCGCCAUAAAUCAGCCGCAAGGAUCCUCCCCUGCAAGCCUGACAGUGCCAUGUACUGCGGAUCGAGGGACUCUAGUCUGGUAAUGGUGUCCCGAAGGUAAGUCUGAGACCCGUCGUCGGCAGUGCGCCCUGCGGAAGGACCAGAGUGGGAGAGACCUGGGCCUGGCCCGCAUCUAGCUUAGUUUCGGAGAUCUUAAUUUAUAUGCUUCUUCCAGUCCCGUAAGGAUUGCACUGGACUAAAUGAUCUGUAUUUAUUAUUUGAAGCGAUUCAUUUCGUUUCCCUGAUUAUUUAUCCUCCUCUUAAUGUAUUUAUGUGUAUAUUUGUAGAAUUCUCCAGCCGAUCUUAGGAACGUGCUCCCAGGCCUUGGGGGCCACAUUUCACCUUUUUAGUCCCCCUGGUCUUAACUAGUUGAGAGUAGUUUUGAACAGUUGUAACCGUGGCUGGUGUUUGUAGUUAAUGUAAAGGAUUAAGACCACAAAUUGUCCUUCAUGGUCGUACAGUCAAGCAGCCCGGUGGUACGGCACGACACACCUUAUUCAUUUCUCAACAGCUGCAGCCCUUGCCACUUGACACAGUUUAUUGAUUUCAAAUUGUCUGGUACUAUUUGAACAAAUAUUUAGAAUAAAAAAAUGUCUCAGUUGGAAGUCUAUCUGUGUUAAUCACACACACUUGCAAGCAGAUCACUCUGCCUUUAUCUUUUGAACAAUCCCAGUAGAAGGCCAAGAAAAAGCCUGACCCUUUGACAAACACUAUUUAUUUAUAUGGAAUCUAGUAUAUAAAUUGAUUUUGGGAAUGAUACUUGCUUAUAUUCCAGCUACUGAAAUUGGGCGGGGGGGUCUGAGGGUGCAAACCUCGAAAUGUCCUGUGUGAGACAGUCAAACAGGGCUUUGCCACAGCAGCGCCUGCCUGGCCAUUUUUAUCACCCUCUCUAUAGACACAAUCGACUGCUACAUUAAAGAGGCCAGAGCUCAUUUCUCUGAAUCAAUAAAAAAACUUUGAAAGAAAACUGACAAUCAAAGAAAAGACACAAAAGAAUUCAUAAGAAUUGAGCUAUGAAGAGCUAAGUUUCAGAAAAAGAAAUGAUCAUUUGGAGACAGGCACCUAAGCUUUUUCUCUAGGAAAUGCUGUCAUGAAGUUUUCCUUUGUAGUGGUGGGUAGUUCAUUUCUAAAGAAAACAAAUGAUCUUCAUGAUGUAAAGUAAUAAAUGUUUCACUAAUGGAACAUAACACGUAUAAAAACACCGUUUACUCCUGUUUCUUUGUACAAAAUGGGCAAAAAUGUCUUCAAAGAUUUAUAACCAUUUUGUAAAUAUUAGUGUGGCUCUAGCUAGGAGCGGACAACUUACAAUCGCUUCUGUGGGAGGGGACACUUGAAAACGCCUUCAAAUAAGUUUCAAUUCUUUUGUAUUUCAGCAAAGUCAGCCCACGCAUCUUUAUUUGGUUUGACAAAUAAUGCAACUCCUACUACAUCCUCAGUGACAAGAGGUGAAAUUCCUAUUGUGUGGAAAUAAUUUAACUUAUCUUCUGGUGGAACAACAACUGUUUUUAUUUGAUGUUUGUGUUUCACUAAUGAUAGCUCAAAGUAACAUUCAGUUUCCUUGUUCUUUUGUGCUGUUUUUAAAAUGGCAUGUUAGAUUGGGGGCAGGAGGGGAUAUUUUGCUAAAUUUCACUUUAUCUGAGCAGGUUAAAAGUAUAUAUGUUGUAGAAGUGUAUCGACAGAAUAAAUGACUUCAAUUGAAGACAUAUUUUACCCACUUUCAAGGCUUAACAUUGUUUUCUAUGAAAUUUGCAUCCAUAGGCAAGAUUUCUAGUUGUCUUGUACAAAGUUAUUUUUAAGCUAUUAGGGAAAGCAAAGAUCUUGUUGCCUUGCAAAGAUUACAACCACCUUUCUUAACUGGCUAAAUAUUAAAUAGAUGAAUCGUCAGGCUGUUCAGAUUCAGCCCAGUUUUUCCUCAUCUCCUCUUCCUACCAUAAAUAAUAAUAAAAAU